Daphnia carinata is the source of this 1068-nucleotide messenger RNA. RefSeq lists its product as uncharacterized. NCBI's taxonomy places the organism in Eukaryota, Metazoa, Arthropoda, Branchiopoda, Diplostraca, Daphniidae. The transcript has a single exon. The record is from RefSeq and is a predicted model, not a curated record. Bases 1 to 1068 code for a protein of 355 amino acids.
AUGAAUGCAUGUUUGAAUAGUGCAUCUCAACUUUGUUUUCAACACAGUCUCAACUUCAACAGUGAGAAAGCUUUUCAAGUAGACCUUUUUGUUGAGGGGAGACCAAUUAUAUCUUUGGGUCAAGAGGAUCAAGAGGUCUAUUUCGGCACUACAGUCGGUGCUAAACUUUGGAACUACCCUCCAAAUCAGCUCACCAGUAAUCUCGACAAGAUCGCUACAUCACUACUAGCACCAUGGCAGAAACUUGAGGUAUAUCGGAGUCAUCUUGUUCCAUCGCUGUCUCAUCAUUUAGCGUGUGAAAGAGUCCUAAAGGAUGCUCUCACCUCCCUCGACACCGACUGCAGCAAGUUUCUUGGACACAUUUCCAUGGUUCCGAACACUGCCACGACACCGUUUUUCUACGCUGAUCGGCGAAUAGGUGACCUCGGUACUUUCAGUCUUACUGAUGAUGUUGACAUCUGGACCCUCGCAAGAGCUCUUUACCUGCUCACUAGCAAGGACCAGUUGGUGAAGGACAUCUUCACGGAACAGCUUAAGGAUACCAUUCUGCAAGGGUUUAGAGAGGAAGCCCCAGCAACUAUCCUGAUUGGGGAAUACCUUUCCGGGUCUACGGAGGACGGUCUCUACAGACUUCGCUAUAAACCGGCUGGUACCAACCUGUGGACCCUCGCUCGUGGCGCUGCCAAACGCCUAAGAGCACAGAUAGAUGUAUCCGGCGACGGAACCUUUAGAAUUAUCGCCGACGACGUCUUUGUGCUCCCUGCAAAGGCAGUUCGUGGACUUCGACAGGUGGUACGAAAACGCCACACCCGGAAAUUUACAUGUGGAAAACAUCAAGGAAGAGUUGCUCAAGCCUUGGCAAUGGACACAACAUCCAAAGACAUUGCCCGCCUCACCUCCUGCAGGACUAAUCUACUACAUGACGACUGGAGAUACCUCCAUCGAGCAAGGCUUGACCUUCUACUUCUACGUGGGUACGCCUUGUCGUCUUCCCACAAGUCCGGUUGCCACUGCGGUGAAAGCUCAGAGAACGGUUUUCAUGUCCUCAAGUUUCAGGUUCUCGUCUGA